Molecule: messenger RNA, 2329 nt
Organism: Acyrthosiphon pisum (pea aphid)
Lineage: Eukaryota; Metazoa; Arthropoda; Insecta; Hemiptera; Aphididae
Product: polymerase delta-interacting protein 3
Exons: 8
Coding region: 281-1612 (443 amino acids)
Biological process (GO): mRNA export from nucleus
Cellular component (GO): nucleus
Molecular function (GO): mRNA binding
Source: RefSeq, a predicted model, not a curated record
UGGUCUAUCAAAAUAUAAGAACCAACAACCAUUUUAGCAGAUUUACGUUUUCCCAAAUUAGUAGUUUUGUUUCUAAGUCGAUUUGUAGAAAUAGAAUUUCACAGUUUUUUUUUUCAUAUUUACGCGAAUGCGACUCCCGCAGUCACGCUGAUUGUCGGCUCCCGUCCUUGCCCACAUGGUCAAUUAUUGUAGAACUGUAUUUUGUGGAGUCUUAAUUCAGUGUUCCAAAACAACAGGACGUUGGUAUUCGGUUUCAACGACGAGGAGAUAAUAAUAUAGUAUGAAGUUCAUAAAAGGAAAGAGACCCCAAAAUGGUCAAUCAGGACGUACUAGAGCUUUCCAAGCUCUUCGGCAGGGCGGUACUCGUAAUCGUCUACGUGUAGCGGCGGCCAACAAGGCGUCCAAGGUGAAACGUUUAAGAGCCAUUCAAAAACACUCCACCAACGGCAAACUUAACAAUAAAAAUAUGAUGUCAAAGAACAAUGCUAGAGUAGCGAUGAAUGUGGUUGAUGCUCGUGUUAAACUAUUGCAAAAGGCUUUAGAAAAACCAAACGUGAUGGUAGAUGCUAGACAAAAGUUAACAAAACAAAAGGAUGCUCGCGAAAAAAUUCAGGAACGUCGUUUACAUUCAACACCAUAUGACGCAAUACAAUAUGUAGAAACGUCAAGAGGCCAUUCCAAUAACUUAGGUCGUGUAAAAAUUGACCGCCGUGGUAUUCUUACUGUCAAGUCUAUUUUGGAUGAAAGAGCAUCAUCGCAUCAUUCUGAAUUUAGAGAUAGAAGACCAGACAGACAGUCUUCUGUAAAUCAAGGACGUUUUGAUGUUAUAGAAAAAAGACGUAGUAGUAACACUUUCAAUUCAGAGCUGAAUACAUUUAGAAGUGACAGACCUAUUGAAGAAAUUAGACCAGUGAGACGGGAUAUGAGAAUGUCAAGACGUCCAAUACAAAACACACAGUCUAUGAGACGACCGCCAGACCGUCCUACAAGACCAAUGAGAGUUAAUGAUAAGCCAUAUAAUAGACCUAUGGCAAUGGAUUAUGAGGAUUCAAUGGAAUGGGAAGAUACAAAUAGAUACUCUCCAACACCGGUAAUGAGACGGAAUGUUGGAAAUGCAAUGUUCAAUCAUGAUGGAUAUCAAGAUGAUUUAUCCGAUAGAAAUUCAAGGAAUCAUAGAGGGUUGAGUGAAACAUUACGUUCAAGAUUGGACUCUCAUCAAACAGCCUUAGCUAAGCGUGCACGACCACCUAUAGGCCAUAAAAUUAUUAUAUCCAAUUUAGAACCGUCUGUGACAUGUGAAGAUAUAAGAGAACUAUUUGCAGACAUAGGAGAUUUAUUAGAAUCUAAGGUGAUUCGACCUGGUGUUGCUGAAGUGAUUUACAAUCGUCGUGCUGAUGCUAUACAAGCAGUAGAUGUAUAUCACAACAGACAGCUGGAUGGCAGGCCUAUGAAAUGUGACAUGGUGAGGAAUGCUGGUUCUAACAGUGGGCCAAUAUCUGUAUCUGGAACAAGUCGUAGAAUGCCUGCACGUGGUGCUGAUAUGUAUAAACCAUCAGCGUAUGUCGGUUAUGAUUUAGAUGCUGUACAUACUGCAUUGUUUAAUAAUAAAUAAAUAUUUGUCUAUCCCAUUAGUGUAUGAAAUUUUACUAGAUUCAUAUACCACAUUUUUUGGCCAACAAUUUAUAACUCACAUUUCACAAAAUUGCAGAUGUCUAUUUUCAAAUUAUAUAAAUUUUAUAAUUUUUUUUCUCCAAAACUCAACAAAGUUAAAAUGUAUAAAUAAAUUGUGUCUAGGGUAAUAAAUGCUUUAUCUUAUUAGCCAUUUAAGUACAGACUACUGUAAUUUAUGAUUAUCCAACAAUUUACUUAAGAUACUAAAGAUUUAGUAAAUAAAUUAAUGUAUUAUUUUUGUUCAUUAUACAUUGGUAAAUGUACACAAAUUGGUUUUUAAUUAUGACUGUAACACCUUAGGGUAAAUGUUAGCCAACAUGGCACUGUAAAAUGUUUAUACAUAUUAUACUAAUAUUGAGCAUGUGGAUUAUUAGUUAAGUUAGAAUAUUUAUUAAAUUUUUUAUUAAGUUUUUAUGAUGGACUACAAUCUUAAGAUUAAUAAAAAAUUUAAGCAUACAAAAAUAAUUGUUAGGUUUUUAAAGUCAGUCUUAGAAUUUAGAAUUCACAGGAAAGAGUUAACAUGUUAAAUUAACAUUUUUAGUGUAAUAAUAUAAUUAUAUUGUUUGUAAAAUAAAUGUUUCUUAUGUAUUUUUAUAAAAAUAUGUAUGUUUUAUGAUUAAUUUAAUGAGUGAGUAAUAAAAUACUUUUAUUAGGUAAA